This is a messenger RNA of Blepharisma stoltei, 1249 nucleotides long. NCBI's taxonomy places the organism in Eukaryota, Ciliophora, Heterotrichea, Heterotrichida, Blepharismidae. The record is from the annotation of a GenBank genome assembly.
AUGUCAGAGUGGUGGCGCAAGUAUGAAGGCCAUGUCCCCGGAGCUGGAAUAGACUACCCUGAAGAGUCCUGGCUCCUUUUAAAAUCAAGCAAAGGCUGCAAGUUAGAUACUUACCGAUACCACAUCCCAAACCCCCAAGCUCUUGUAUUUCUUUUUCAUGGGAUGCACGUUUCAUCAUUCAAUUUCGCUUACACCGCAAGUAUUUUAUAUCAAAAUAACUUCGCAGUUUUAGCAUUUGACCAAGAAAGCCAUGGAAACAGUGGUGGUCCAAGAGGAAACAUUAGAAGUGUGGACGAGUACGUUAAUUGCGGAAUCGAGUAUAUUUCAAAAGCAAGGGAACAUUACUCAGAAGGAACGCCUGUAUUUAUAAUAGGGGAAAGCAUGGGAGGCGCCAUUUGUGUGAACAUUGCUUUGCAGAUACCAAAUAUAGUCACCGGGAUGAUUUUAUUUGCACCUGCGCUAGGAAUUAAUCCAGAUUUAGAGCCAUGGUUAGUGAAAAUUAUUAGAUGUUUGGCCUGCUGCUGUCCUGGGCUUCCUACAAAGCCUGCUGAUAUAAGUAUGCUGUCAAGAAAUCCUUAUGUGGAACAGUAUCAGAGAGAAAACCCAGUAAAUUAUAAUGGAAGACUUAAUGCGAGGACUGGAGCAGCGCUAUUAAGAGCUUUUGAUGAAUUAAGCCCUCAGCUAGGAAAUGUGAGAGUUCCUUUUAUUUUGUUUCAGGGCGGAGAUGAUAUUAUGGUAAGUGAGCAACUGAAUAAAGAUUUUGUGAAAAAUUCUAAGGUGGAAGAUAAAAGAUAAAAUUAUAAGGCUAUAAGCGGAUAGACCGCUAGCCUAUAUGGCGUAAGCCCACCUAACCUAAAGAUUAGCUAGAGCCACCCCAUGCGGAUUCCAUGCUAGUCCCGAUAAGCAAAGACUAAGUGGGAGUCAAAACUGUCUAGCCUAUCUGGCAAGGGAAUGGAAAACCUCCCGCAAAGAAGCAAAAUUCCUCUUCAGCCUCCUCAAACCCGAAGGCCUACUUCAAAAAGUGACAGAGGCAUUAUUUCAGCCUCAUCUAGAAAAGUCCUAUAUACUCCAUAUGGAGAGUCUCGAAGUCCAUCUUCCAUAGACGUCACCAUUUUAUUCUCUGGUGAAAGAUAAGGAAUUGGUGUAUUAUAAAGAAAUGAGACAUGAUAUAUGCCACGAGCCAGAGAUUUUUGAAAUCACUCAAAAAAUAGUAGAUUGGAUUAAUAAAAGAGCUCCAUCGAAGAGUUAA